AUGGAGGGCCAGACUCCGACCAGAGGUCGCUCACGCCCUCCAUCUCUCCCUCCCAGCUCCUCACGCUCCAGGAACGGCCUGCGGUUGAACCCCCAAAUGUCUUUCCAGAGCAGCAAUUCUUCGGCCAGCGACCUGGCCAACGCCUCGCCCAAGCUCAAGCAUGCCCACCUGGCGCGCCGCUUCGAGCACCCUUCGGGGACCGGCCGCCGCGGGUCCGUCUCCUCGGGCAGCGACCGGCCGAGGUCGCGGGUGUCAGGCGGUACGGCGACGGACGAGUCGAGGCACAGCGAGCCGCGGUCGGCCGUGUCGAGCUACCUCCAGGAGAAGCUGGCGCGUGAGAGAAAGGUCGACAGCGAGCGCUCGGCUAGCAGGAUGAGCAACGGGCCCGAUACCACGCUGAACAGCGGCAUCCUACGGAUAUCGCCGACGCGAGCCAACACGACGGACGGCGAGAGGCCACAGUCGAGCGGAGGCGGCUCUUCCAAAAAGAAGGGUCUGGGACUGAAGGAGAUGGAGCAGACUCUUACCACCCUACACAAACAAAACUUUGACCUAAAGCUCGAAUUGUAUUACCGACGCGAAACCCAGGGCAAACUGGAAGAACGAAUCGAGAAGCUGGAGGUGGAAAAGAAGGCCUGGGACGCCAUGAAUGGCAAGCUGUUGGACGAGUUGGAGAAACGCGACAAGGCCGUCGAGGAGGCCGUGGCCAUGAUUGUUACUCUUGAGGGCAGGCUGGACCAACUGCUGGAAGAGCGGGAGAUGGUACGCCGAGUCGACAAACAAGGCUACUACCCUACGCCCGAUGUUUCCGACAUGGCCGCCACGCCCAAGAUGAAGCACAAGGAGAACACGCUCGCGAGGAUGCCCAGCUGUUUGUCAGAAUACAGCGAGACGACGGAAAACCUGAGAGAGGUCUAUCUGAGCAACCGGAAUAUCGGGAGCGUCCUGAGCCUGCCGCGUCUGUCGUCGGACACGUUUGACGAGCAGCAGGCCGCAAACAUGAUGGGCAGCCCGAGCAUGAGCAUCCUCAGCGAGAGCUCCUUCGUCAGUGUGUACGGCCAGAAGAAACCAUCGACAUCUAGCCAAGAUCAGGACGGAGUCGAUGGGGCAUCGGAACCGGCAUCGCGUGACGUUUCGGGCGCGUUGAGCCGCAAGACGCCGACUAGGUCUCGCCGUUCGACAUCAGUGACCUCAAACAAUGCCGCCGGCAACUUCUCAUCCAUCACCGAGCUCAUGGACAAGAACAUGAACUACUCGCCUCUGCAGCGCCUGGAGAAAAUGGAGAAGUCACUCGCUGCGAUGAACGAGGCUUCGAGAGCCGGCAGCGAGGAGCCCGAACAACAGCAGGCCUCGGGAUACCCGCCGGCGAGGCGACCCCGAGUCUCACUGCGAAAAGUCCGGACCGACGCACCGCCUCUGUCGUCAGACCUAAACCCACACAACCUCCCGCCGACCCCAGAUACCAUCUCCACGUCGACCCUUAGACGGUACAAGAACUCCAAUGACACGCUCUCGCGAGAUAAUACCUUUGCCAACAACGAGCGGAGCUAUCUUGCGCUUUCCGAAGCCACAUCUCGCUCCACCAGCGGUGACAACCCCCUCGCGGCAUGGAGCGCCGGCCCGACGCCCCUCGUCGCCCAGAACCCCUCCAUCUCGGCCUUUAGCAGCCGGCGCGACGGCGGCACAACCGGCGUGCUGAAGAGCAGCAGCUACUUCGACAACCGCCUGCCCAUCCCUCCCCGGCCGCACUCGGCCGAUGAAUCGACCGUGUCGCGGCACGGUGCCGCCCGCAACGACGGCUGGGACUCGGACAGCACUGACGACAUCGACGGCAACGACUCGGCCUCGCUGCACGACUACUGGAUGCGCGAGAGCCUGCGCGGCGAAGGGCAGCAGCAACCCAACAGCCAGCUACAGCCGGCUGCGCACCUCAGGGCCAAGAAGAACGCGCACCAGUCGCCCGACCUCUUCUCCUUCCCGGCCGUGGGAUCGGGCGACGGCUGGGCCACGGACGUCAUGUUCGGGCACCUGGGUGGCGCCGGCUACGCGCCGCUGUCGGACGCGCUCGACGCCCUGGGUGACUCUCUGCCUACGCCGCAGGCGGGUCUGUUUGGAGCGGGCCUCGCCUCUCCUGGCCCGGACGGCGCGGUCAGGCCCCCUCCGCCACCAAACAGGCGGUCGAGCCUGCAUGCGCAGACGGGGUCGACUUCCGGCACGCCUGUCAAAGCGACCCAUGCAGGCGCCGCCAAGUUGCGCAAGUCUCCUGUGCGGUCUAACGCGCCGCGCCCACCGCCGAUGCGGCGCAACAGUGCUGAUGAGGGAACUACUGGUCUCCCGUUCUCGCAGAGCCAGCCAGUCGGGGUGGGCGGUGCGGAGCACCAGCAGCCGCAGAAGGGGUCGUAUUACCCGCCCAACCCCACGCGCCGGCUGAAGAACCUGUUCCGCCGAUCGGGGUCGCAUGAUCAGAACUCCCUCCCGCAGGCGGCUACGCAGCCUGAUGUUAAUACUGUGGCUCAGCAGCAGCAGCAGGAAGUGCAGGUGCCGAUGGUCGGCGUGCCGAGCUGGGGGAACAGGCGGGACCUGGAGGAGGACCAGUUUGCGAGCGCGACGCCACCUCCUAUCCUGCGGAAUCCGAGGGUGCCUGGUCCGCCGCGGAGAGGCAGUAUGCCUGGCGCGGUUGGCGGCGAAGCGGUUGGGAAGAUGCCGGCAGCGGAGGAGGUGCAGCAGCCUGCGGUGCAGGACGGCGGCGCCAAGGACGUCGGAGGCGCUCACGGCCCCGAAGGGCCUGCUCAUGCAGGCGGCAACAAGCUCAAGUGGCUCGGGCGUAUGAGCAGUCUCCGGAACCGUGCUGGAUAG
Molecule: messenger RNA, 2856 nt
Organism: Thyridium curvatum
Lineage: Eukaryota; Fungi; Ascomycota; Sordariomycetes; Thyridiales; Thyridiaceae
Exons: 2
Coding region: 1-2856 (951 amino acids)
Cellular component (GO): microtubule organizing center
Source: RefSeq, a predicted model, not a curated record